Messenger RNA from Acaulospora morrowiae, 143 nucleotides. The record is from the annotation of a GenBank genome assembly. NCBI's taxonomy places the organism in Eukaryota, Fungi, Glomeromycota, Glomeromycetes, Diversisporales, Acaulosporaceae.
AUGUCUUUCCUCGCAGAUUUCGAACCGGCUCUCAUACACUCACCUUUCGAACGUUCGCAACAGCGACAAAAAACCGAAUCAUCGUCUCCUCCCAAUACAACGCCCUCGACGGCCCAAAAGAAUGAUAAAGACAAUAAGAAUUU